Molecule: messenger RNA, 330 nt
Organism: Knipowitschia caucasica
Lineage: Eukaryota; Metazoa; Chordata; Actinopteri; Gobiiformes; Gobiidae
Source: the annotation of a GenBank genome assembly
AUGGAUGAGGUGUUGGGGCAGAAGCCGUCCAUCAACCCUCCAGUCCUAAUCGCCUCCAUCCCUGAUGCCAGACCAGGGCCAAGCCAGGCCAGAGAGCAGGAGCCGGAGCAGGAGGAGGAAGAGCCAGAGGCGGAGCAGCAGAGAGGAACGGGAAGGAAUAGGAAGAGGGAGAGCGAGCUGGUGGAGCUGUACAGGGAGGAUCUGAGGAUGCAGAGGGAGGAGGAUGAGCGGCGGGCACAGGAGAAGAGUGCCAAUUUUGACAGGCUGUUUGGCCUCCUCAAGAACUAUUUUUGUUUGAUUUACAUUUCGAAAAAGCCCAUAAAAGUAUAA